UCACGUGUGUAACAGUCAGCUGACUGCUGCCCAUAGUGAGGAAAACGUCUCUGUGCUGUAUUUUCCACAAUUUACAUUGUUUUAUUUUUGUAAUUUAUGUUACUGUGAGCCUUUAAAGAAUGGAGUCAACACUAGAACAGCAUCUAGAUGAUACAAUGAAGAACCCUGCCAUCGUGGGGAUCCUCUGCACUGACCAGCAGGGCCACAACCUGGGCUGCCGCGGCACGCUGUCUGAUGAGCACGGCGGAGUGGUGUCAGUGCUGGCCAAGCAGGCGGCCCAGCUGACAGCGGACCACACUGACUGCCCCACGGUGUGCCUGGAGUCGGAUGCUGGGAACAUCUUAAUAAGGACACAUGGCACCAUUACAGUAGCUGUGCACAAGAUGGCAUCCUGAUUUUUCAAGCAACAAGAAAACACUUUACUUGUUUCCCCACCCCCUUUUCUUUGUUUUUUUUAUGAAGCGCAUAACAAACUCCAAAUGGUCAUCUUCCAAUAAAGAUAAAAAACAACUGAAUAAGCAUUUGAAUGUUGAGACCAUUGGAAUACAAUUUCUUGUGUUAACAGUUUAGUAACAUAUUGCUUUGUUUUCAUAGAAGGAUGGCGUCAGUCAUUCAGACACAAAGUUAGACAUUGCAUUUCUCAGUCAUUUGUGCUCAGCUCCUCCAUUUUAAUGAGCAACUAGUUACAAAUAGUUUGGGGAUUGUUGGAAUGCUUGUGUAUAUAAACGAGCUUUUCAAGGUGAAUGUCUGCUGGCUGCCUCCCUGAUAGGUACAGUACAAUGUUUCAUAAGUUCAACUGAUCUGAACUUUGCCCAAGGUCGCCAAAAGGUGCAUAGCAUGAGGUCAUGCUACUGAAAACCGAAGCAAAUGACAGCUAUGUCAUAGUCUGGCCAGCACUGGGCUGGGAAAACAAUUUGCUAGUUUCAGUCUUAAUAAACAAGUUCUAGGUUACCCUUAAAUGUGUUUUUGUCCACCACACCAUUGGUGGAGAUUCAGUGGCAGAAAAUGGAACUUUCAAAUGGACAGGUAGCAAAGUCUCAUACAUCAUAGAAAUGAAGGGCAUAUUUUUAUGAUUUGUUGGUUUGAAUCAUGACUUUUAUGAAAGAAACACUGGGCACUUAGCAGAGGAUUUGAACUAUUUUUGUCAUUAAGCAUGUUUUCUGCUGUGCUUUGCUAUCUGCGAGUUCUGUGUCGUUCAUGUCUAUGUUGAGACAGUCAAUAGAGGGAGUGUGUGGUGGAUUUCCUGCAUUUAAUACCUAAGUUGUAAAUGUUUAACUCUAACUCAUUUCCCAGUGAAAACAAGAAAAUGAAUUGGACACAAUUUCAGAGGUAAUGUUAAAGCAUGAAAUAUCUGAAGAAUAAAAUUCUGUUGAAAUCUGUAACCCGA
Molecule: messenger RNA, 1387 nt
Organism: Lepisosteus oculatus (spotted gar)
Lineage: Eukaryota; Metazoa; Chordata; Actinopteri; Semionotiformes; Lepisosteidae
Gene: lamtor5
Product: late endosomal/lysosomal adaptor, MAPK and MTOR activator 5
Biological process (GO): positive regulation of TORC1 signaling; cellular response to amino acid stimulus
Cellular component (GO): lysosome; cytoplasm; Ragulator complex
Molecular function (GO): guanyl-nucleotide exchange factor activity
Source: RefSeq, a predicted model, not a curated record